This is a messenger RNA of Podarcis lilfordi (Lilford's wall lizard), 648 nucleotides long. Lineage: Eukaryota; Metazoa; Chordata; Lepidosauria; Squamata; Lacertidae. The record is from the annotation of a GenBank genome assembly.
AUGCGCUCCCAGAAGCUGAGGCGGCGACCAGAUACCUGCCAUGCAUUCCAUCCUGAGGUAAAGCGGGUUGAGGAAUUGUUGCAUUUGACAAAGUAGGCUCUGCCCCACAGCAGCCAUGAUAAUGUGCUGGCCUAAAUAAAAUAAGCUGGGUUUUGAAAUGUCAGUCCAUAGAUUCAUUUUUAACCACCACAAGGCUGCCUCACUUGUUUUCCUAUGUGGAGGCCCUAAAAAUAGGGCACAGUGCCCCCACCUGUCCAUCAGUGUGUGUUUGAUGUGAUGUAUGCAGCAAGCCUGUGCACACGUUAUACACAUAGCCAAGUGCACUGGGUUCCUUGCCAUGUGGUAGGCACUCAUGAGCACGCAUAUUCUGCACAGACACAGUUUAUCCUGCCAGCCCUAUGAAUGGAUCCAUUGUUAUCGGGAGGUGGAUUUGGCCAUCCCCAUUGCAAAAAAAGUUUCAAUCAUUUGGCCCAAGUUAAAAUGAAGCUAGGCUUUAAUUUUUGCUGCCCUCUAAAUUCUACUUGCUGACCACAUACUUGCUUUGUUUUUCAGGAAAACGCCCAGGACUGUGGAGGAGCGGCAGAGAUUUCUGCCUCAUUGGCCCUGCUCUUCCUUCCUCUGGGAACCACAGCUCUUCUCUUGCGGUGA